AUGGAAGCAUCGGAGAUCAAGCCCCAGAUUUUUGAUUCAGGAGACCCCCUGAAGACUGAAGUUAGCAAGGAAGAUGUGGCUACCGCAGAGGAAGGUGGUCUUUCUGAUCCAACCCAUGUUGAUCUCCACAGAGCCUUGAAGGCUCGACACAUCACAAUGAUUGCCAUUGGCGGUGCAAUUGGAACUGGUUUGAUUAUUGGAACGGGCGAGGCACUUGCAAAGGCCGGGCCCGCUUCCAUACUCAUUGCCUACGCCUGGGUUGGAUUCAUUGUGUACUUGGUAAUGUGUGCCCUCGGAGAAAUGGCCGCAUGGUUACCCCUCCCAUCAGGUUUCACAGGUUAUGCCGUGCGAUUCUGUGACCCGGCGCUCGGAUUCACGCUAGGUUGGACAUACUGGUUCAAGUACAUAAUCCUGUCCCCAAACCAAUUGACUGCUGGCUCCCUGGUCAUAUCUUACUGGAUUCCUACUGAAAAAGUCAAUGCCGGAGUAUGGAUCACUAUCUUCCUGAUCUUGAUCGUCUGCAUAAACUAUUUUGGAGUGCGUUUCUUUGGCGAAUUCGAGUUCUGGCUAUCCUCCUUCAAGGUCAUUGUGAUCCUUGGUAUCAUUCUUCUUUCCUUCAUUCUCAUGCUGGGUGGAGGCCCGGAUCAUGAUCGCAAAGGCUUUCGGUACUGGAAGAACCCAGGAGCAUUCAACACAUACAUCGAAAAAGGAGAUGCAGGGCGAUUCUUCGCUUUCUGGUCCACCAUGGUCACUGCUACAUUUGCCUACCUCGGAACAGAGCUUGUUGGUGUGACUGUGGGUGAAGCGCAGAAUCCUCGGCGAACAAUCCCCCGUGCAAUCAAACUGACGUUCUGGCGAAUCCUCGUAUUCUACGUCCUUUCGGUUCUUCUCGUCGGUACCUUGGUUCCAUACAACGACAAGAAGCUCGCAUUUGCCGUGGGCGCCAACAGCUCAGCUGCAGCUUCACCCUUUGUCGUCGCUAUCGAACUGUCUGGGAUUCCCGUGCUAUCUCACAUUCUGAAUGCGUGUAUCCUCCUCUUCGUCUUUUCAGCUGCGAACUCCGACCUGUACAUCGCCACUCGCACGAUCUAUGGCUUGGCUCGCGAGGGAAAAGCGCCAAAGAUAUUCGCAAGAACUGACCGUCGCGGUGUCCCCGUCUUUGCCCUGGGAAUUUCCUCGGCUUUUGCGCUGCUUGCCUACAUGAACGUCUCCAGCGACGCAAAUACCAUCUUCAAGUACUUUGUCAACCUAGUCACGAUCUUCGGCCUUUUGACUUGGAUCUCAAUCCUCGUCACUCACAUUUACUUUGUCCGAGCCCGAAAGGCACAAAAUGUACCCGUUGAAAGUAUGGCAUAUGUCGCCCCUCUAGGCGUGGCAGGCUCCUAUGGUGCUUUGGCAUUUUGCAUUCUUAUUGCAUUCACGAAGAACUACGAUGUUUUCACUCAUAACAAGAAAUGGGGCAAUUUCGACUACAAGAACUUCAUCACAGCUUACCUCGGCAUUCCUCUGUAUCUGAUCUUGAUCUUCGGGUACAAGAUCGUGACUGGCUGCAAGGGCGUCAAGCCCGAGGAGGCUGAUUUGUGGACUGGAAAGGACGAAAUUGACCGCGAGGAAGCUGCUUUUGUUGCUCGAAAGGAGGCUGAAGCUGAGAAGCAUGUUCAGGCUCACUGGUUUUAUCGAAAGUUUGUGUCGUGGCUUUUCUAG
This is a messenger RNA of Penicillium malachiteum, 1704 nucleotides long. RefSeq names its product dicarboxylic amino acid permease agtA. Gene Ontology annotation, molecular function: amino acid transmembrane transporter activity. Lineage: Eukaryota; Fungi; Ascomycota; Eurotiomycetes; Eurotiales; Aspergillaceae. The record is from RefSeq and is a predicted model, not a curated record. Gene Ontology annotation, biological process: amino acid transmembrane transport. Gene Ontology annotation, cellular component: membrane. The transcript is spliced from 5 exons. The coding region runs from base 1 to 1704 and encodes 567 amino acids.